Messenger RNA from Zygotorulaspora mrakii, 561 nucleotides. RefSeq names its product guanylate kinase (gene GUK1). Gene Ontology annotation, biological process: purine nucleotide metabolic process. The coding region runs from base 1 to 561 and encodes 186 amino acids. Gene Ontology annotation, cellular component: cytosol. Lineage: Eukaryota; Fungi; Ascomycota; Saccharomycetes; Saccharomycetales; Saccharomycetaceae. The record is from RefSeq and is a predicted model, not a curated record. Gene Ontology annotation, molecular function: GMP kinase activity. The transcript has a single exon.
AUGACACGCCCAAUUGUUCUUUCCGGUCCCAGCGGAUCAGGUAAGUCGACUCUUUUGAAGAGACUGUUCGCCGAAUUCCCUAACAAAUUUGGUUUCAGUGUCUCUUCGACCACGAGAUCGCCAAGACCAGGUGAGAUUGAUGGCAAGGACUAUGAUUUCAUUACUGUUGAUAGAUUCAAAGAGAUGAUCAAAAACAAAGAAUUCGUUGAGUGGGCACAAUUUUCAGGAAACUACUAUGGUACUACGGUGAAGUCAGUCAAGAAGGUGGCAGAUGCUGGGAAAAUAUGCAUAUUGGACAUUGAAAUGCAGGGCAUGAAAGCCGUAAAGUUUGAGACGGAUUUGAACGCCAGGUUUUUAUUUGUUGCACCACCAUCCAUGGAGAACUUGGAGAAACGACUCAGAGGAAGAGGUACGGAAACAGAGGAAUCGAUUGCCAAGCGUUUGGAAACUGCCAAAGCCGAAAUGGAAUAUGCGAAGACCGGCGCACAUGACAAGAUUCUUGUUAACGAUGAUUUGAAUAAAGCCUACGAAGAAUUGAAGGCAUUUAUUUUUUCAGAAUAG